This is a messenger RNA of Sinocyclocheilus rhinocerous, 4686 nucleotides long. Its product is annotated as whirlin-like. The transcript is spliced from 11 exons. Gene Ontology annotation, molecular function: protein binding. The record is from RefSeq and is a predicted model, not a curated record. The coding region runs from base 1089 to 3653 and encodes 854 amino acids. Gene Ontology annotation, biological process: sensory perception of sound; auditory receptor cell stereocilium organization. Gene Ontology annotation, cellular component: stereocilium tip; cilium; stereocilia ankle link complex. Lineage: Eukaryota; Metazoa; Chordata; Actinopteri; Cypriniformes; Cyprinidae.
CUGGCGCACUUUCCAAAGGACUAAAGCAUUCUGAUUUUUGAGCGUGCCAAAAGAAAAGAACUUUGCGUUUUAGUUUGGGUGCCAUAACCUCCAAAUACGGGACGAGUGGAUUAGAACUAAACGCUGAAUCGGUGCUCUACUUUAAAAACUAAUCAACAGGAACGCAAUGUGAUUAUGGUGGUUGUAAAGCUUUGGAUUUCUGGGCAAAGAUCCUAAACUCCCUCAUAAGGGAUUCACUGCUGAUGACAGAGAUAUUGGAGAAGACGCACUGGCCACUUGACUCUUUUUCGCGAGCACAAGACGCACCGAGCGCGCAAGCUUUCUGUCGGUGUUAUUUGGAAGGUGCACUUUCCUGUCUAAAAUCGGACUUUUUAUUUACGUUUUUUUACGUUCUCUCUUAAGUUCUGGCUAUCACAGUUGUCGGUUUUUCCAGCUAAAUUCUGCAUUUCAUAUUUCUAUAAAUUUAAAAUUCUAUGAUGAUGGGAUGGGAUUUUAAUGACUGUAUUAUUAAAUUCAUAAUCGUAUGUUAUUAAAUCAUGUAGUGUUAAUAUUCCAACCUAUCUUAAGCUAUUCCAUCUGUUUGUCACUGUAAACUAUCGAUGUAAUACUUAUAAUAUACCUGGUACCAUCGAAUGUUGAUUUAAGUAAAAUUCAUACAUGCAUACAGUUUCAUAACAGUGACAGAUCACAGUGUUAUCCAUCCAGGUACACAUGACGUUAAAUUAAUGCAGCAGACAUUAACUACACAACGUAAAACUGUUCUGUAGCAUGUGAAAUUGAAAUUAUUACAUUUUAUUUUAUUUAUUUUUAUUUUUACAGUGUGCCUGAAGUGUUUAUUUCAAUUCCAAACUUAUUUAUUUAUUUAUUUUUUGUUUAAGGAUACUAGCCUAAUUAGAUGUAUGUGUUUGGUUUUGUAGGUCCUCUGUGACCCGUUUGGUGUAAUAUUAAUUAUGACAGUGAACAUCAAGGCAUCACAGUGCCAUGAGCCGCUCCGCAGACUCCUGUAGACUCGGUUCCGGUGCUACUGCAAUGCUCGCCGGACCCCUCCGCUUCUGCGUGGUUCUGUGAUCCAGGCAAAGGGCGCGAGGAUGAGCACAGACCUGGAGCGCCUGUCGCUUAACUCUUCCUCGGGAAACUCUGUGGCGUCUAGCGCGCAUUCCCUUUCCGCCAAUGUGAAGAAGCUUCACAACGCGCUCAACCUGCUGCUCAGCGACCUCGAGAGAGAGCAGUUCAUCCACUGCCUCAACGUGUACCACUCCAAGCGCAAUGUGUACGAUCUGGUCCAGACGCUUAAAGUCAUACUGAACGUCCCGAGCAAGCGUCAGCUCCUGCCCAUGCUGCGGCUGGUUAUCCCGCGCUCGGAUCAGCUUCUGUUCGAUCAGUACACAUCAGAGGGGCUGUACUUGAAAUCCGACGUUCUUGCGCGCAAUGGUGACCCAGACGGCUCCCACGAGGCUGCUAAUUCGAGUCCAACACACGGGGCUCACUUCUCGGCUCCUUCCGCGUCUCAAACCGCUCUGCGCGGGUCUCCUGAUAACAUCAGCAUCAGCAGCGAUGGGACAGCGACUCUUAUUCCUUUACUGGGAAGAAAUUUCUUACCGGAGCCGCCAGGAGAGAUCCGACAGGUGACCCUCAAGCGUCACAAGAGCAACGAGGGUUUGGGAUUUAGUAUCCGCGGAGGAUCCGAGCAUGGAGUUGGGAUCUAUGUGUCACUGGUGGAACCGGGAUCACUGGCUGAAAAGGAGGGUUUGAGAAUAGGAGAUCAGAUAAUGAAAGUUAAUGACAAAGUGUUCGACCGGGUCACGCACGCAGAGGCAGUUAAGGUGCUGAAGGGCAGCAAAAAGCUCUCCAUGUCAGUGCGUUCUGUGGGCCGUAUCCCGGGCGGUUAUGUCACAAAUCAUGUCUACACCUGGGUGGAUCCGCAGGGGCGCAGCGUGACCCCACCCCCUGACCUGCUGACGGAGCAUCGAAGCGCCACCCUGCGCAGGUCCAACAGUCAGGGCCGAAGCCACAUGCAGCUUCUGCAGGACGGCGAUGAGAAGAAGGUAAAUUUGGUUCUGAAUGACGGCCGUUCUCUGGGUCUCAUGAUCCGCGGAGGGGCUGAAUACUCUUUAGGUAUCUACAUCACAGGUGUGGACAGAGGGUCUGCAGCAGAGUGUGGAGGACUGAAGGUCGGGGAUCAGAUUCUGGAGGUUAAUGGACGAAGUUUCCUCAGCAUCCCACAUGAUGAGGCUGUACGAGUGCUGAAGUCUUCACAGCACCUGAUGAUGACGGUGAAGGAUGUCGGGCGACUGCCACAUGCCCGCACCGUAGUGGGUGAGACAAAGUGGAUCACAAGCUCACAGAUUACCGACAGCUCGGCCAGCAGCAGUAUCACAGGACUCUCUCUGGACCAGGGAGCAUCAGCAUCAGGAAAGGGUGGCUUUUAUAAAGGUGUGGCAGGAUCUCAGGUGACUCUGUCCAGUUUGGUGAACCAGAGCAGGGCCAUGCUGGAGGAGCAGGCCAGACAUCUGCUGACCGAACCGGAGAGGCAGACCAUGGGUUACUACAUCCAAGAGUACCGUGAUGGUCACAUCGGUGUUGAGCAGCUGGUCAUGGCCCUCCUUGAGCUGUUCAAUACACAUGCCAAGUUCUCCCUGCUGUCAGAGGUGAGGGGGCUCGUGGCCCCUCAGGAUGUGGAGAGAUUUGACGGCCUGGUUCUGAGACGAGAGAUCGAGGCCCUGAAGGCGAGGCAAGGUGGCGGAGCUGGGUUUCAAGACUCUUUCUCCAUGAUUUCUUACCCUGACACACUGGCCUCCUCCUCAGCCAGCUUCAUGACCAACACCACCCUCAGCUCCGCACGGAACGAUGGUGUCACAGAGAACAACGGGGAACAGUCUCUGGAGCGUAGCAAUGCCCUGCCAGACAUCUCUCUGGAUGAGGUUCAUUCAACCUCAGAUUCCCCUCCUACUUUUAAACCUCCUCCUCCCCCAGGGCUUCAGCGCCGACCCAGUCGAAAAGCCACGCUUAGCAAACGUCCCUCUUCUAGCUCCUCCCAAUCGGGCUUGUACUUCACCGCCCCUUCUCGUUCCCAGAGCAAAGAACCCAAACACCCAAAAGCACCCAAACCUCACACAUCUCCUCUUGACACCCUCAAGAUAGAUGUCCCAGCACCUCAACUCGCAGUCGUGAGCCAGCAUACUAUCGGACCGUUCCCCCGGGUCCAGUCUCCUAGUAAGGUGAAGCCCGCCCCUUCUUCCCCAGCAUCCAAUCAGCACUUUGUCAUGGUGGAGGUGCACAGGCCCAACGCAGAGCCUGAUGUGAACGAGGUGCGGCCGCUGCCACAAGCGCGAGAAUCUACCUUGCAGCCGGGUCUGUUGGAGCCUACAUCCACUCUAGUGAGAGUGGCAAAAAGCGCCAGUACUCUGGGCAUCGCAAUAGAAGGUGGGGCAAACACACGUCAGCCCCUCCCACGCAUCGUUACCAUACAGAGAGGUGGUUCGGCUAGUAACUGUGGACAGCUGAAGGUGGGUCAGGUGAUCCUUGAGGUAAACGGAGUGUCUCUCAGAGGAAAGGAACAUCGGGAAGCCGCACGUCUCAUCGCAGAGGCCUUUAAAACCAAAGAGAAGGACUACAUUGACUUCUUGAUCACAGAGUUCAAUGUUGCUCUAUAAGACCGUAUGAGUCCCAUGAUGCUGACGGAAUAAAAGAGCACUGGGAUGCACCGCGACCGCGAUGUCUUGCCAUGAUUAACCCCCAGAAUCCUGUUACAUGCUAGACUUCAGCUCAUCCUCCUCUGUGGUGUUUUGAUACCAGUCACUGUUUGAAAGGCCAUCCUGUGUGAGCCAACCCCGCGUUGACCUUUCCGACGGCAAAUGCCAGGAUAGAGCAAAAGUUCAGUCUGUUCUGUUCUGUCGGUUUGUUUUCGAAGAUGGGACCAUCUUUUCAGUUCUUUAUGAGAUUCUAUAAUGAAAUUUGGUCACCUGACCGCAAUACGGCAAGAGACUCUUCAGCAAGCUUGGAUCUGUGUCGUGUUUUUGAUAUACGAUACCAUCAUGGAGUCUAGGCCCAGCAUCUUGUCCUGGUGUGAGAGUUUGUGUGAACGUGUCAUGGAAAUCAUUGUUGUUGUUUUUUAAAGUCAUAGCUAUUUUAUAAGAAAGAUGUGAAAAUGGAUCAAAUGUGUUUAAAAUAUAUAUUUAAAGUUAAAGAGAUGCACAUAACUACUGAUUAUAGUAAAUAGUGACUAACCCCAUAGAGAUUCGAACUGAAGUGCUUCUCUCUACAGAUUUCUGUGAGCAGAACUGCUGAAACAUCUGUCAUCUGCCUUUUUUUAACUAGUCAGCCGGUUUACAUUUUUGAUUAUAGUUUGUGCUGUUUUGCAGUUGUUGUUGUUUUUUUUGCAUCAUACAGUAAUUACUAAACCAUGGCGAUCAGUCAUUAGGACAGAAAUGCUGGAGUCCUGAGAGACCAGAUGUCUCAGUUUCAAAUAUCUAGUGAGCUGCCUACGUAGACAGUAUUUUAAGACAGCAUAGGCACUUACAAUUUUAAGAUACCUUGUUUUGGCCUAAUUUUAAGGCAGAUGCACAUGCAUCGGGGCUCAACAAUAAGGAUUACUCAUUGACCCUGAUGUUAAGACAUAUCGUUCAGAAGUUUUGGGUAGAUACAUUUUUCAAAGAAGUCUCUUACGCUCGCCAUAGCUGCAUUUAU